Nothobranchius furzeri (turquoise killifish) is the source of this 9069-nucleotide messenger RNA. It is a transcript of the gene flnba, whose product is annotated as filamin B, like. The record is from RefSeq and is a predicted model, not a curated record. Gene Ontology annotation, molecular function: actin filament binding. Lineage: Eukaryota; Metazoa; Chordata; Actinopteri; Cyprinodontiformes; Nothobranchiidae. Gene Ontology annotation, biological process: actin cytoskeleton organization.
UGAGUCGAAGGAAAAACUUCAAACCAAGUUGAGGCGACUCCGAGGUAGCACCGCGGGAAGACAAAGCUCGGUCAGCGGCCCAGUUUCCACCACUAUUUGCCUCCGUUUGAACAAGAACCGUUACAGGAAAAUUGCUGAGAGGAGCGGUGAAAGAUGCCGGUCACCGAGAAGGACCUGGCGGAGGACGCUCCGUGGAAAAAGAUCCAGCAGAACACCUUCACGCGCUGGAUCAACGAGCACCUGAAGUGCGUCAAUAAACGGAUCGCGGACCUGCAGCUGGACCUGGGCGACGGCCUCCGCCUCAUUGCCCUCCUGGAGGUCCUGAGCCAGAAGAACAUGUACAGGAAAUAUCACUCCAGGCCCAACUUCAGGCAGAUGAAGCUGGAGAACGUGUCGGUGGCUCUGGAGUUUCUGGAGCGGGAGAACAUCAAGCUGGUUUCCAUAGACUCUAAAGCCAUUGUAGAUGGGAACCUGAAACUGAUCCUGGGUCUGGUCUGGACUCUGAUCCUGCACUACUCCAUAUCCAUGCCAAUGUGGGAGGGUGAGGAAGCAGAGGCAGAGUCAAAGACCCCCAAACAGCGUCUGCUGGGCUGGAUCCAACACAAAGUUCCCGAUCUGCCGAUCAACAACUUCAGUCAGGACUGGAGGAACGGGAAGGCACUGGGAGCACUGGUGGACAGCUGUGCUCCAGGUCUCUGUCCGGACUGGGAGACGUGGGAUCCAGUAAAACCAGUAGAGAAUGCCACUGAAGCCAUGCAGCUCGCUGAUGAGUGGCUGGGCAUCCCACAGGUGAUUGCUCCAGAGGAGAUUAUCGACCCCAGUGUGGAUGAACAGUCAGUGAUGACCUACCUGUCCCAGUUCCCCAAAGCCAAACUAAAGCCUGGAGCUCCACUCAAACCCAAGCUCAACCCAAAGAAGGCCCGCGCUUAUGGACCUGGUAUCGAGCCGACUGGAAACCAGGUUCUCCGUCCGGCUGUCUUCACCGUGGACACGUUCAGCGCGGGUCAGGGACAAGUCACUGUCUACCUGGACCAUCCAGAUGGCACCCGAGAGGAGCUGAAGGCUGAGCCUAACGAGGGAAAGAAGACGUACAGCGUCGUGUACGUUCCUAAGGUCAUGGGACCUCACAAGGUGACGGUCCUGUUUGCAGGACAGCAGAUUCCCAAAAGUCCGUUUGAGGUGAAUGUGGACAAGGCGACGGGCGAUGCCUCUAAAGUCACGGCCAAGGGUCCGGGAAUCGAGCUUGUGGGCAACGUCGCAAAUAAACCCACCUACUUCGACAUCUACACUGCAGGAGCCGGUACAGGAGAUGUGACGGCCAUGAUCCGAGACCCGCAGAACCGCCAGAAUAGCGUGGAGGUGAUGAUGGAGGAUAAAGGUGACAGCGUGUACCGCUGCACCUACCGACCGACGCAGGCCGGACCGCACACAGUCACUGUCACCUUUGGGGGCAUGGGGAUCCCCCGGAGCCCCUUCAGCGUGGACGUGGGACCUGCCUGCGCUCCAGGCGCCUGCAGGGCAACAGGUCGCGGUCUGCAGCCGUCAGGGUUAAGGGUGAAGCAGAUUGGAGAUUUUAAAGUGGACACCAGGAAUGCUGGAAGUGGAGACCUGAAGGUGCUUGUCAAAGGACCCAAGGCAAUCGAUGAGCCGCUGAAGCAGCUCUCUAGUCAGGAUGGUGUGUUCUCCUACGAGUAUUACCCCAGCAGUCCUGGCAAAUACACAGUCUCCAUCACUUGGGGGGGUCAGCACAUCCCAAAGAGUCCGUUUGAUGUGGCAGUCGGUCCGGAGGCGGGGCCUCAGCAGAUCAGGGCCUGGGGUCCUGGUUUGGAGGGAGGCAUUGUGGGUAAACCAGCUUCCUUUGUAGUGGAGUCCAUUGGCACUGAUGUUGGAGUUCUGGGUUUUGCCAUCGAAGGGCCUUCUCAGGCUAAAAUUGAGUGUGAGGACCAGAACGAUGGCUCAUGCGACGUCCGCUACUGGCCAACAGAAGCUGGUGAAUAUGCGGUCCAUGUGACCUGUGAUGAGGAGGACAUUGAGCACAGCCCCUUCAUGGCCUACAUCAUCCCCGACAAUGACGCCAACCACCCUGAGAAGGUUCGGGCGUAUGGCCCCGGUCUUGAGAAAACCGGCUGCCUGGCGAACCAACCUGCCGAGUUCACCGUGAAGGCUGAAGGUGCCGGGAAAGGACCUCUGAAAGUUACAGCCCAGGAUGCCGACGGGCUCCCUGUGGAGGUGAAGGUCCGUAGUAAAGGUGAUGGAGUCUAUCAGUGCUCCUACACACCCUCCUCCUCUCUCAAACACACCAUCUCCAUCACCUGGGGAGGAGUCAGCAUCCUUAACAGCCCCUUCAGGGUGAAUGUGGGGAAAGGAAGUCAUCCCGACAUGGUGAAGGUGUUCGGUCCUGGAGUGGAGAGGAGCGGACUGAAGGCCAACGAGCCGACACACUUCACUGUAGACUGUUCAGGAGCUGGAGAUGGUGACGUCAGCGUGGGCAUUAAGUGGGAUUCCAGCACGCUCGGCGGCAAAGAGGCUGACGUGGACUUUGACAUCAUCCCCAACGCCAAUGACACGGUCACCGUCAAAUACGUCCCUCCCGCUGCAGGAAGACUGACCGUUAAAGUUCUGUUCACUGACAAGGAAGUUCCUUACAGCCCCUUCAUCGUAAAAGUGGAUCCGUCCCACGAUGCAUCAAAGGUGAAAGCGGAAGGACCAGGACUUGCUCGCAAAGGUGUAGAGAGCGGGAAGCCGACUCAUUUCACAGUGUUGACCAAAGGAGCAGGCAAAGCACCGCUGGAUGUUUCCUUCUCUUCUCCCGUCAAAGACUUUGACAUCAUCGACAACUAUGACUACUCUCAGACUGUCAAAUACACACCUGCCCAACAGGGGGAGAUGACCAUCUUUGUGACAUUUGGAGGAGAUCCAGUUUCCAGGAGUCCCUUCACGGUUGGUGUUGCUGCUCCUUUGGACCUCAACAAGGUUGCCGUGGACGGCCUGGAUGGAAGGGUGGAGGUGAACAACAAGCAGCAGUUUGAGGUGAACACCAAAGGUGCAGGAGGUCAAGGUCACCUGGAGGUGGAAAUACUGAGUCCGAGCCAGCGAGCUGUUCGUUGUAAGGCAGAACCUCUACCCGAAAACGCAAACGUCAGUUUGAUCCACUACACCCCAACAGAAGAAGGGGUGUAUGCUGUCAACGUCUCCUAUGAUGGACACCCCAUACCAGGGAGCCCCUUCCCCGUGGAGGCCCACCUGCCUCCAGACCCCAGCAAGGUGAAGGCAUCUGGACCCGGUCUGAAGGGAGGCCUGGUGGGAAACCCAGCCGAGUUCGCCAUCGACACCAAAGGUGCUGGCACCGGAGGUCUGGGCCUGACCGUGGAGGGUCCGACCGAGGCUAAGAUUGAGUGUUCUGAUAAUGGAGACGGGACCUGCUCAGUCUCCUACCUUCCCACCGAGCCCGGAGACUACCUGGUCAACAUUCUGUUUGAAAAUGUCCACAUCCCCGGCUCGCCUUUCAGAGCUGACAUCCAGAUGCCCUUUGACCCUUCCAAGGUGGUGGCCUCAGGCUCCGGUCUGAAGAGGGCAAAGGUUGGAGAGAUAAGUGUUCUGAACGUGGACUGCUCUCUUGCUGGACCGGGCCAGCUCAGCCUGGAAGCAGUACCAGACUCUCCCAGUAGCCCUACUGGUUCUGGACUGGGUUCAGGUGUGAAAGCGAAGACGGAGGUAGUGGACAACAAAGACGGGACGUACACGGGGACCUACGUCCCCCUGACCUCCGGCAUGUACACCCUGAUGCUGAAGUAUGGAGGAAAAGCCGUCCCCGGUUUCCCUGCUAAAGUCACGGUGGAUCCGGCUGUCGACACCUCCAAAGUCAAAGUGUUUGGACCUGGUGUGGAGGGACAAGCCAUUUUCAGAGAAGCCACCACUGAGUUCUCGGUGGACGCUCGCCCUCUGACCCGACGAGGAGGUGACCACAUUAAGGCAGAGGUCAAGAACCCAUCCGGAACGCUGACUAACUGUGAGGUCAUCGACAACGCCGACGGGACCUACAGCGUGGAGUACACUCCCUUUGAGAACGGUCUCCACCGUGUCAAUGUUCUGUACGACGACACUCCGGUUCCUAAGAGUCCAUUCAGAGUUUCUGUGUGUGACGGAUGCGAUCCCAGCAGGGUGGUCGCUGCCGGACCAGGACUCCAACAGGCCCUGACGGACCAACCCAACAACUUCAGCAUCACCACCAGGGGAGCAGGGAUUGGUGGGCUCGGCAUCACCGUGGAGGGUCCGUCAGAGUCCAAAAUGACCUGCAAAGACAACAACGAUGGCAGCUGCAGCGUUGAGUAUGUCCCGUUCAUGCCGGGCCUCUACGAUGUCAACAUCACCUACGGAGGAGAACACAUCCCAGGAAGUCCGUUCAAGGUCCCGGUGAAAGAUGUGGUUGACUCCAGUAAAGUCAAAGUGUCGGGCCCAGGCGUAGGGUCAGGGGUCAGGGCAAAUAUCCCACAAUCCUUCACUGUGGACUGCAGGAAGGCUGGUGAGGCCCCUCUGGCUGUGGUGAUCACAGCUCCUAAAGGAGUCCCAGAGCCGGUGGAGGUGACGGACAAUGGUGACGGCACUCACACGGUGUCCUACACACCGUCAACCGAGGGACUCUACUUCGUCUCUGUCAAGUACGCAGAUGAGGACGUCCCCCACAGUCCCUUUAAGUUCAGAGUUCUGCCGACUCAUGAUGCCAGUAAAGUGCGAGCCAGCGGCAUGGGUCUGACCAACGGCGUUCCCGCCAGCUUCCCUGUCGAGUUUGAUAUCGAUGCCAGAGACGCCGGCCAGGGCCAGCUGAGCGUCCAAAUCACGGACCAGGACGGUAAACUGAAGCAGCCCAGCAUCCAUGACAACGGAGCAGGGAUGUACACUGUGUCCUACAUCCCCGACCGCACCGGGCGCUACACUAUCGUCAUCAAAUACGGGGGAGACGACAUCCCCGCUUCGCCGUACAGAGUCCGUGCCUCGCCUACUGGAGACGCCAGCAAGUGCACGGUCACCGGUCCAGGCGUGGGUCCCACGGUGGCCAUCGGGGAGGAGCUGGGCCUCGUGGUGAACGCUAAGGCUGCUGGGAAGGGGAAGGUGAGCUGUGUGGUGGUUCAGCCUGAUGGCACUGAAGUGGAGGCUGAAGUGUUUGAGAAUGAAGAUGGCACCUUUGACAUUUUCUACACCGCACUGGCGCCCGGUAACUACGUCAUCUACGUCCGGUUUGGAGGGGAAAACAUCCCCCGCAGCCCGUUUAAAGUCAUGGCUACUGAUGAAGUUCCCAUCAUGCAACAGCAGAUGCCCCAACAAAAACAGGCAGCUUCCCCUGGAGUUGGCUUCCAGUCUUGGGUGAUGCCGGAAAACUACAAAUCGGUCAGCAGUAGCGUGAACGGCAGCGGCUUCCGACCGUUCGACAUGGUGAUCCCGUUCUCCUUCAGGAAGGGAGAAGUCACUGGUGAAGUGGUGAUGCCUUCAGGCAAAUCUGCUCAGCCUCUGAUCACAGACAAUCAGGACGGGACGGUGACUGUUCAGUACUCCCCCACCGAGGCCGGCCUGCAUGAGAUGCACAUAAAGUACAACGGCACACACAUACCAGAGUCUCCGCUCCAGUUCUACGUGAACCAUGCCAGCAGUCCAAGCGUGACGGCCUACGGUCCCGGAUUGAGCUACGGCGUCGCCAACAAGCUGGCAACCUUCACCGUCUACACAGAGGACGCCUCUGAAGGAGGUCUGGACCUGGCCAUCGAGGGUCCGUCCAAAGCAGAGAUCAGCUGUGUGGACAACAAGGAUGGGACAUGCAGUGUUUGCUACCUGCCCUCUCUGCCCGGAGAUUACAACAUCCUGGUUAAAUAUAACGACGAGCACAUUGCCGGCAGCCCCUUCACCGCCAGGAUAACGGAGGACAACCAGCGGCAUUCUCAGGUCAAACUGGGGUCUGCUGCUGACUACUUCCUGGACAUUAAUGAGACAGACCUGAGUGUGCUGACCGCCAGCAUCAGGGCGCCGUCCGGACGCGAUGAGCCCUGUCUGCUGAAGAGGAUGCCCAACAAUCACAUCGGAAUCUCCUUCAUCCCCCGGGAGGUGGGAGAGCACCUGGUCAGCAUCCUGAAGAAUGGGCGGCACGUCGCCAACAGUCCCAUCACCAUCAUGGUGGUCCAGUCUGAGAUCGGCGACGCCGGGCGCGUCAAGGCUCACGGCAACGGCCUCAUUCAGGGAACCACCUUCAACAACUCCAGCUUUGUGGUGGACACGCGAGAGGCCGGCUAUGGUGGCCUGGCUCUGGCCAUCGAAGGUCCCAGUAAGGUGGACAUCCAGACUGAAGACUUGGAGGAUGGGACCUGCGGAAUCACCUACUGUCCCACCGAACCUGGAAACUACAUCGUCUCUGUCCGAUUCGCUGAGGAACACGUCCCAGGAAGUCCGUUCACAGUGCGGGUGACUGGUGAAGGGCGCAUACGUGAGAGCAUCACUUGCCGGCAGAAAGGGCCAUCUGUUGCUGGUGUGGGGAGUGUGUGUGAUCUCAACCUGAAGAUACCAGCUGCUGACAUGCAGGACAUUACUGCAGAAGUCACUUCGCCGUCUGGAUCCAGGCAGCCUGCUGAGCUGGUUGCCAUUGGCAACGAUACAUACUGUGUCCGAUUCGUGCCCACAGAGAUGGGCGUGCACAGAGUGAGCGUGAAGUACAGGGGUGUGCAUGUGCCGGGCAGCCCCUUCCAGUUCACUGUGGGGCCGCUGGGAGAGGGAGGCGCUUCCAAGGUCACAGCGGGAGGUCCAGGACUGGAGGGAGCGCUGGCAGGCGAAGCAGCGGAGUUUAGCAUCUGGACCAGGGAGGCGGGAGCCGGUGGUCUGUCCGUGGCGGUGGAGGGUCCUAGCAGGGCUGAGAUCUCCUUCGACGACCGUAAAGACGGAUCUUGUGGCAUCUCUUAUGUAGCUACAGAGCCUGGUGAUUAUGAGAUUUCGGUGAAGUUUAAUGACCAGCACAUCCCAGACAGCCCCUACCUGGUUCCUGUUGUCGCUCCGGUGAACGACGCCCGGCGCCUCACUGUUGCCGGCCUUCAGGAAUCCGGUCUCAAAGUGAAUCACCCAGCAUCCUUUGCUGUGCGUCUGAAUGGAGCGCAGGGCAAGAUGGAGGCCAAAGUCCACAGUCCAUCCGGAGCUCUGGAGGAGUGUGUAGUCACAGAGUUGGACAGAGAUAAAUAUGCGGUUCGCUUCAUCCCGAGGGAGAACGGCAUCCACACCAUCGACGUGAAAUUCAAUGGUUCUCACAUUCCAGGAAGUCCUUUCCAGGUUCGGGUUGGAGAGCCGGGACAGACUGGAGAGCCCGGUCUGGUUUCAGCAUAUGGAGCUGGACUGGAGCGAGGCACCACAGGUACUCAGUCAGAGUUCAUCAUCAACAACACUAAAGCGGGCCCCGGGGCCUUGGCUGUGACGAUCGAGGGUCCGUCUAAAGUUAAGAUGGACUGCCAGGAGAUUCCAGAAGGCUAUAAAGUGCACUACACCCCCAUGGCACCUGGAAACUACCUGAUCAGCAUCAAAUAUGGUGGGCCGAACCACAUCUCUGGUAGUCCCUUCAAGGCCAGAGUCACAGGCCCUCGGCUGGUGAACGUGACAAACGCCAGUGAGACGUCCACCCUGACUCUGGAUCCGGCCGUGCGUUCGUCCAGCAGCAGCCUCACUCAGAGUUCCGUGCCCAGACCAGGAGACUCCGAUGCCAGCAAAGUUCUGAGCCGAGGACCUGGCCUCAGCAAGGCCUUUGUGGGUCAGAGGAGCAGCUUCUCGGUAGACUGCAGCAACGCUGGUAAGAACAUGCUGCUGGUGGGCGUUCACGGCCCUCAGGUUCCCUGUGAGGAGGUCCUAGUCAAACACCUGGGUAACCUGCAGUACAACGUCAGCUACCUGCUGAAGGAGCGGGGCAGUUACAUCCUGGUGGUCAAGUGGGGCGACGAUCACAUCCCAGGGUCUCCGUUUAACGUCACCGUCCCAUGAUGCACUGCAACAACAGAAGCUGCACUGUGAAUCAACGAGAACGCUGCUGCUGAACAAAAAGCUCUGCGCUGAGUUUCUUCAUCUCAGAGAAAAAAAAUCGAGUUUUUCUGGAAGACGGUUGAUGUUUGGUACAAUUCCUUAACGGCUCCGGAAAAAGGUGUCAGUUUAAAAACGCAGGAUCUUUUAACUCUAAAACAGUUUUUGUUUUGCUGUAAAUCCAGGAAACAAAAAGGUGAAUUGAAUCUAUUGUAAAGUUGAGUAACAAAAUCUAACGAGUUGAUUACUGCUGCCCUGGAAUUAGGAGUGAAAUCAGUUUGCACUUACCACAUUUAAUACUAUUAACUAAGGAUCUCGAUAUAUUUGUCUCUUAUUUUUCAAUUAAUGUGGAACUGAAUUUAGAAAAUUCUCUAAAUGACCAACACUGUUAAAAACUGGAAUACCGCAGCACCUUCCUACUGGAUGUUUGUCAGGAACAAAGAUGCCCCGAGAAACCGGCCAAUAAUGAAUACAACUGCUUUAAGGUUUUGUGAAUUAAAAGGUCUUAACUGGAGUUCACAUUUUAACUCUAAAAAUCAAAGUCAAAGUUUGUGCAACUACUGAAAUUUUUGUUUUGUUUUGGUUUUUGUUAUUGAACUUCAGCUCCCAGAAUUCCGUGCUCCUUUAAUGUUGCCAUAUAUCGGGACUGUUUAUGCUGCCUUCCAACUGCUGUUUCCUGUCCUGCUCAGCAGACUGAGUCAGAGUUCAGAGUUUUGGGAACGUAUUUGUCAUCCGUCCCAUCCUGAAUUGUAACACGAACGAAUUUGAAUCUGUUUGGUUCUGAUCCGUUUUGACCCAGAUAUUCAGAUCUCUGAUUAGCUGAUCAGACCGGCAGGAUCAGGUCAGGUUUUCAGUUUGUGUUUAAAUGUUGAGGAAAGUCUGUUUUUGUGUCCUAAACCUCCUCACUGUCUGAAAGAAACUUUGUACUGCUGGUGGGAGAAGCUUCUCAUUUUGUAUUAGGGAGUGUGUUUUUAAUGUGAAACUAAAUUCUGAUGUACUGUAAAUUUGAUAAUAAAAUUAAACUGCAAUCUAAAA